This is a messenger RNA of Triticum turgidum subsp. durum (durum wheat), 381 nucleotides long. The record is from the annotation of a GenBank genome assembly. NCBI's taxonomy places the organism in Eukaryota, Viridiplantae, Streptophyta, Magnoliopsida, Poales, Poaceae.
AUGGAGCUUUUGACAAGGAAUAAACCAUGCUCAUAUCAGUCAUCCGAGGAGGAAACCCUUGUCGCAUAUUUCACCACUUCGCUAGCAGCAGGCAAGCUGGUUCGCGUGCUAGAUCCUCAGGUCGUUGAAGAAGGCGGCAAGGAGGUUGAAGAGGUGGCUGUGCUGGCGAUGGCAUGCGUGAGGAUUGAAGGAGACCACCGGCCAAGCAUGAGGCAAGUGGAGUUGACACUCGAGAGUCUUGGGGCCUCGCAUGAUAGCUUCGUGAUGCAUGACAUGCAUGUGCCGAAGUAUCCAGUGAUUGAGGGUACGAACAUGGAGGAAACGAGCCGGCAGUAUAGCUUGGAAGCAGAGUAUUUGUUGUCAUCUAGGUACCCUCGGUAG